CAAUAUUGCGAGUAUGUGGGUGCACUGAUAUAAUACCAUAUCCUAAAGCUAAUAAUAGAAAAGAAUUCUGGAGUCAAUCAGAUAACCCAGCUGCUGACAAAGCUAAUUUGAAAAUGCUUUAUAAACUUGGAUGCUUAAAAGCUGAUUUAAAAGAUUCAGAGGAAGAUGAUAAUGCAGAGAAUAAUAGUGUAAAGAAUGAUAGUAUAGAGGAUAAUAUUAUGUCAGAUAUGGUUAAAAAAAUGCUUGAACAAAUGUUCUUGCAAAGGAAUAUUCAUGCUAAGGACCAGAUGAUGGCUACUGAUAUGUAUAAUAGGUUGAAAGAAUUUGCAAAUAAUGGUGAGUUAGAGCAAGAUGAAGUGCCAAAAGUCUUAACAAUCCAAAGAUAG
This is a messenger RNA of Racocetra fulgida, 386 nucleotides long. The record is from the annotation of a GenBank genome assembly. Lineage: Eukaryota; Fungi; Glomeromycota; Glomeromycetes; Diversisporales; Gigasporaceae.